CCGGAGCUGACGUGUGGGGGGCGCCGGUUUCCGUUGCCGGGCGGCCCCGCGGCGGCGGCGGCGCUGCGGUGGCCGCUUCACGGGGAACACGAUGAAAGAAGCAGCAAUAAGGAGGCUCCUGGCUGCCAACCUCCUCUGCGCCCUCUCGGUUGUUCUGACAGCGGUUGUUCCGGCGUUCUUCUGGGACGGAUUCACGGUUUUGGGAACACACCUCACGUGGCUGUGUAUUUGUUCUGGUUGUGUUAGUACCUUUAAUAUACUAUUGCACUUAGUCCUUAAACCGAAUCUGUCUCCUAAGAGAAGUUCGUUUGCUCACAAGAUAUCCAGAUUUCUAAAAUGCUGUAUAUACUUUUUCAUGUCUUGCAUACUAUUUCAUGCGAUUAUUGUUCUUUAUGGAGCACCUCUCAUAGAGUCAGUGACUGAGACAUUUUUGUUUGCAGUUCUUCUGUCUACCUUUACUACUUUACAAUGCUUAUGUAUGCUGGGACCAAACAUACAAGCAUGGAUACGGGUAUUUAGUAAAAAUGGAGCUAUGUCCAUCUGGGAAAACAGUCUACAGAUUACUACCAUGUGCACUAUAUUUGGAGCUUGGUUUGGAGCAUUUCCUAUUCCUCUUGAUUGGGAUCGGCCUUGGCAGGUAUGGCCCGUGUCCUGUUCCCUCGGAGCUACCUUUGGCUAUACGGCUGGUCUGAUUAUUGCACCUCUGUGGAUACACUGGAACCGGAAGCAGCUUACAUACAAAAGCAGAUAACUGGAGCAAAGAGAGACAAGGAACUUCAACUUGCUGGUUUCUUCAUGGUUUUAUAAAAAUAGAAGUCCCUGACUUUUCUCUGUUAGCAUCUGUAACAACAGAACAUGGAUUCCACUGACUGCAAGCAGUAUCAGCGAGCACAGUUUCACUUAAACACCUUAUGCCAGCUGCUUACCCACUGAGAAGUGGCAGAGCAACUGCCAUGGACAAGCCCUUUAACUCCUAACCCAUGAGAAACCACCAGGCUGUGGUGCGCUCCUGCGCCAGGUCCUUUCUCACUGUCAAUGACCUUACGAACAGCACUCUUCCCACACAGGAUUUCCACUUUCUCCAGGAAAGGAAUUCACCCUGGUUUUGGUGACUGCAGCCAUGAAGUCAGGAUUUUCCAUUCUUUCAGAUAUGGGCAAUCAAAGGAAAAAAAUACAAUUCACACUGGCACAGGGGAUGUGGUCGGACCCUCUGCAGAACCCACUCUUUGGAAAGAUGGGUCCUUUCACUUUGUUUUUACAGAAGUAUGACCACCAAUAAACUUGUUUUCACAGUGAAAACAGACUAUGGAAUAGAGAUGGUUUCAUAUAGUUACCCAUAUCGCGUCGUACAUGUCUUUUCAUUUGCUAACUAUACAAAUCCUGCCCAGACAAGAGAGACUGAUCAGUUAGGUGUCCCGUUCCCUUUCACUUUUUACAAAUAAACCCAAAAGCACAGUCUUCAGUCCAGUGUUGAGUAACGGCUUUGUAAGAUAGAAGACUAAGCCUUCCCACUGACUCCUUCAAGAUUAAUUCCCAUCAUGCAACUUCUCAGAAGAUGAAGUGCCAGCGUAUCGGUGCCAUCAUGUGCACGUUGAAUAAACACAUCUCAGUGAAAAGUGUUGCUGGAAUUCAUGGAGUUCCUAAGAGUCUUCUGCACCUUGUUUUAUGUCAAGUCCCAAUUUGUCAAGUCUAACAGCUUCCAUUGAAGAAUGUGGUAGAACACUCAAUGAUUUCACUGUAGCAGAUAUUAAGGCAGUUGAAAAACUGCCUAUGUUUUUUCUUUCUUAAGUGAGGAAUGUGUAAGCCAUCUCACUGCCCGUGGCUGGCCUAUCUGUUGGUUGUUAACUGAAGAUGCAUCCCAGGUUGUGCCUGGCAAGCAUCCCUUAUUGACCUCGACACUGCAUCCCAGCUGGAAAUCUGACCAACGAGGAACCAGCAUUAAGUCCUACAGAUAAUCUUCUAGCCUUCAUGGCUACAUCUAAUUUAGAGCACAAGCUGCCUGAGACACUUUCAGUCUGUGUUUUAUUAAUCUGAAGCAAUACGCUCACCUGGGAUGCUGACAGAUGUUCCUUUGCUCUGGAGAAUAAUGCUGCCACCUGCAUUUUUAUACACACACCAGCAAGUGCCAGCCAUUGCAAAGAAUUAUUAAGACAUGCCACAACAUGGAUGCAGCGCAGGGGAUUAAAACAGACCGAGGACAGUAGCUGCUAACGCAUCAAAUGACACAACCUUUUCAGAACUGCUGAAAGUGUCAUGUAGCGCUCAGACACAUUUUUCUUAACACAAAUCAUCCAGUCGCUAAUCCAAACCAACAGACUGCUUAUAAAACCGCAGACCAGAGCAGUAAAAAGAUACGGCUCCCCUCCUCUCUGCCCUCAUUUUGCAUGUUUUCUAAUUAGACAUGGGACAGUUUUGUUAAACGUGUAACUGCUAAUUUGGAGGUUUAAAAAAAAAAGUCCUGAAGCUCUGUUCCAAAGCAUCCACUUUAGUGAUGUUGGGGUUUAUAAUUCACAAUAAAACUGCAGGAUUUGGAA
Falco peregrinus (peregrine falcon) is the source of this 2534-nucleotide messenger RNA. It is a transcript of the gene PIGF, whose product is annotated as phosphatidylinositol glycan anchor biosynthesis class F. Gene Ontology annotation, cellular component: endoplasmic reticulum membrane. The coding region runs from base 92 to 751 and encodes 219 amino acids. The transcript is spliced from 7 exons. The record is from RefSeq and is a predicted model, not a curated record. Gene Ontology annotation, biological process: GPI anchor biosynthetic process. Lineage: Eukaryota; Metazoa; Chordata; Aves; Falconiformes; Falconidae.